AUGGGGCAGAAGAGAAACUCACAAUAUGCUCUGGUCAAAUGCCAAGUGUUGGAUUGCUCAUUGUUGGAACCUGACCCAUCUUACUUUGUGCCCAUGGCUUCACUCAUGUGCCUACGCCUAAGUCACCCUACUCUUCUUCGUCACAGUUCAGCUCUAACUCCCAUUUCCAUCAGCUGUUUCAACCCUUCCUCUUUGCCUUACCGGGUCUUCAUGAAAAGCUCUCCUGGAACUGCUCCUACACGCGCGCAGACCUCACCUGCUAAAGACCAACUUGCUUCUCCUGAUGAUUUUGAAUUUGUGCCACCUCUGAGAAUUGUGGAGUAUCCAGAUCCGAAAUUGAGGGCCAGAAAUAAGCGGGUAGUUACCUUUGAUGAUAGUCUGAAGAAGCUUGUCCACGAAAUGUUUAAUGUGAUGUACCAAACUGAUGGUAUUGGUCUCUCAGCACCCCAAGUGGGAAUUAAUGUUCAACUUAUGGUGUUCAAUCCAGUUGGUGAGCGUGGUAAAGGAGAGGAAAUUGUUCUUGUAAACCCAAGGAUUAGCAAAUACUCAAAGAAAUUGACACUAUUCAAUGAAGGUUGCUUAUCUUUCCCUGAAAUUUAUGCUGAUGUAAAGCGACCAACAUCUGUGAAUAUUGAUGCACACGAUGUCAAUGGAACAAGGUUUUCAGUCAACUUGUCUGGCCUUCCUGCACGAAUUUUCCAGCAUGAAUUUGAUCAUCUACAGGGAAUUCUUUUCUUUGACAGAAUGAGUGAAGAUGUUCUUGAUAGUAUUCGGGGACAAUUACAGGCCCUAGAAACAAAGUAUGAGGAAAUGACUGGACUCCCAAGCCCUGAAACGAUAAAGAACAACAAGAGGAGAAAGGUUGCUAUUGGCUUUGGGAAAUAA
This is a messenger RNA of Sphenostylis stenocarpa, 885 nucleotides long. The record is from the annotation of a GenBank genome assembly. Lineage: Eukaryota; Viridiplantae; Streptophyta; Magnoliopsida; Fabales; Fabaceae.